GACGAGGACGUGGACCAGCUCUUCGGAGCCUACGGCUCCAGCCCCGGCCCUGGCCCCGCGCGGCCGCCCGCCAAGCCCCCCGAGGACGAGCCGGACGCCGACGGCUACGAGUCGGACGACUGCACCGCCCUGGGAACGCUGGACUUCAGUCUGCUCUAUGACCAGGAGAACAACGCACUGCACUGUACCGUCAGUAAGGCCAAGGGCCUGAAGCCGAUGGACCACAAUGGACUGGCUGAUCCUUACGUCAAACUACACCUGCUGCCUGGAGCCAGCAAGGCAAAUAAGCUCAGAACAAAAACCCUUCGGAACACUCUGAACCCCACGUGGAACGAGACCCUCACUUAUUAUGGGAUCACGGAUGAGGACAUGAUCCGAAAGACUCUGAGGAUCUCCGUGUGUGAUGAGGACAAAUUCCGCCACAAUGAGUUCAUCGGGGAGACUCGCGUGCCCCUGAAGAAGCUGAAACCCAACCACACCAAGACCUUCAGCAUCUGCCUGGAGAAGCAGCUGCCGGUGGACAAGGCGGAAGACAAGUCCCUGGAGGAACGAGGCCGCAUCCUCAUCUCGCUCAAGUACAGCUCGCAGAGGCAGGGCCUGCUGGUGGGCAUCGUGCGCUGUGCACACCUGGCUGCCAUGGAUGCUAACGGCUACUCAGACCCCUACGUGAAAACAUACCUGAAGCCGGAUGUAGACAAGAAAUCCAAGCAUAAGACAGCAGUGAAGAAGAAAACGCUAAACCCGGAGUUCAAUGAGGAGUUCUGUUACGAGAUCAAGCACGGAGACCUGGCCAAGAAGACCCUGGAGGUCACUGUCUGGGACUAUGACAUUGGAAAGUCCAAUGAUUUCAUUGGUGGAGUGGUUCUGGGCAUCAAUGCCAAGGGUGAGCGCCUGAAGCACUGGUUUGACUGCCUGAAGAACAAGGACAAGAGGAUUGAGCGUUGGCACACGCUCACAAACGAGCUCCCGGGGGCUGCGCUCAGCGACUGACUGUCCCAUCUGCCGCCCACCCAGCCCACACAGGUCCGGCCCUGGGCUUUCUCAGCUGCCAUCAAGGGCUAUGGCCUCACAAUGGGCAAGAUCCAGGUUGUCUACUCGGGCAAAGCCACUGCAGCCCCUGCUUGGAGGACCCGGAGCACCCAGGCCCCCUCAGAAGACAUGGAUUAAAUUUGUUUCAGGCCCCCUGGUGGCCAGGAGGGCUGGAGCUGGGCCCUCAGCUCCACCCGGAGGAAGGGCUAUCCAGGGUGAGGACCUGUUGGAGAUGAGGGAUGGAACACUUGCUGCAAGCACAGAAAUGGGGGUCUUUGGCUGCCUGGCAACCACAGGGGAAGGACUAUGUGUGGGAAGGCAGAGCCCAGGACUCCAGGACGGACAAUGUGGCCAACCAGAGCUUCCAACUUGCUCAUGCCUGGCACUGAUGGGCAGACAGAAAGAGGUGAGGCCCCAGGGCAGGGGUCCCUGUGUAGCAGAGGAUCUGGGUGUACACAUUGGGUGUACCAGGACCAGCUGGUUGUCUGCAAGGGCUGUGGGUGCUGCUGCCUGCUGAAGGGUGGAGGAGGGAAGGCAGCCUGGGGGAUCACGGCUCAGCACAGCCUGGAAAAGCCAGCUGUGGCUAAGACAGAACCAAAUACAGACACAGGAGGACUGAAAGGGGGUCUGGAGGUCAGGGCCAGGGAACCAUGAGGGCCUGCAUUAGGUUUUUAGGCAGGAGCUGGGCUUGGGGAUGUGUGCAAACAUUGUAGGGAAACCCAGCUCGACUGUGGAAACCCAAGCUCUCCUGUUUGAUCUUGCUCCCAAGGAGCAACGCGUACUGUUCCCGUUGUCAGCUUAAAUCUCUAGUCAGCUUUAGGGAAAAGAGAAAGAGAUCCUGAUCCUACUAGCAUGGAAAGAGGAAAGCAUUUCUCCCGCCUGUCCAUCUCUCCCUUCUUCAUCCCCUCAGGCUAGUGUUCAAUCCCUCACAGAUACCCAUGGCCCCCUGGCCCUAUCAAGACAGUGGCUUGCCUUCAGGAAGAGCAGUGGAAGACAGAGCCUUGUCUCGGGGAAGGCCCGGGGGUGGAGGUGAGGGUCUGCCUUCUGGGCCUGGUCUCACUUUCUAGGAAAGGGUGGGACACAUCUCAGUCUUGAAGGCCCCAAAUGUCUCCUGCCAGCUGAGGCUCUAGGAUCACAGGAGGAAUGGAGAACUAUGGAUUUCCACCUUAUCUCAGACCUGUUCUGUUCAAUCCAUCACUAGGUGACAAGGCACAGGGGUCCUGAGAGGGAAGGUGCCCUAAGCCCAGCACCUCCUACAGCUAAAGUCAGGCCCCAGGGACCCAGAGAUUGAGAUUGAGUCACCCAAUCUCACCAGCCCUUCCUAGUUGGCAGGGAAUAGGUCUGUGGCCCUGCACAGCACCCAGCCACCUGUUGCCUGUAGAGACUGGAUUCUCCUCUUGAAAAGGCUUUGCCUAUGUUGUUGAGGUGGCACGUUCUUACAGAAUCUUCACCAUCCUGUGUGGUGGAUGGCUUGGUCAACCCAUUUUGCAAAUGAAAUGGUCACAGAGAAGUUGAUAAACUUCCAGGGCCACCAAGCUGGGAGGGCCUGAAGCAAGAUUUAACCCCAAGCAAGGCCUUUGUCUGAGGACGAAAGAUGGAGGACUUCCCCUGUCUUUCCUUCUGGACUGACUGGGGCUUGGUGAAGUCAGUUACAGAGGAAUCUUGCUACUGUCCGCCACCUCACCCCCUAGCUGGCUUUGAUAUCAUUUAAGGUUUGCCAAAAGGCCACAGCCAAGCCCAGAACCUCAGCUGCCCUACCCCGAGGUAAAGUGACUUGGGGGACAGGCUGAUAUUUUCCUCACACAGUUAGAAACGCUAGCAGGUGUUUCAAGGCACCUGAUUGAGCUCUGAGUAACUUCUUUGCCCUUUGAGGUGGCUUGUUCAGGGAGGAGCCGGGCUGCCCUCCUGAAGAGAAAGACGUGUUUAUUAGACGCGAGAUGACUGAGGCUUAAGCAGAAGAGCAGAGCUCAGGUGGGAUGGGAAGCCUGCAUCCCUCUGUUGCCCUAGGCAGAAAGUGGCUUGGGUCUCGAUGGUCCUCGCCAACCCCAGGGACAGGGAGGGUGGGAGGCAAGAUUUCUAGCCAGUUGGCUCGCGUGUAAGGUGAGUGCCCAGGCAGGAGCGCACUAAAAAGUGAUGGAACUUUCCCGGGACCCGGGAGCGUUUGUAAAUCCCCAGCACAUUACAACUCUGCUACGGGAAAUGCCCUUUGCGAAGUUACAGAAUCAGCUCCGCCUUUCACCCCAAACGGGUGUCCAUCAACGAUGCAAAGAGGAAAUCUGAUACCAAAAACAAAGGUCAUUCCAAAGUCCUGGCAGUACCCCGGGUGUCUCCAGGCGGCCCCUCAGCCACCUCGCGCCCUGGUCUCCGCCCCGCCCACUGCCACCGUUAGCCAAUCCCCGAGAGGGCCCGUCUUCCAAUCCUGAGGCGGCGACCUCCUGAUCUCUAGUGGCAAGAGCGAGGAGCUGCACUUCCGCGGCCCGCCCGCCGCCGAGCCCGGGCUAAGCAUGUCCUGCCCCUUCAUCCUGGUCCCGCCACGUGAACCUGAUGCAUGGACUCCUGCUGUCGCCGACUCGCGCGGACUCGUACACUGCUUACGGUUUUGCCACCACGUGACGGCUGCGGACUAUGUCCUCAAACUGCAGCGUCAAGACACAAUUUUUGUAAUUUCGUCCGACCUUCCCGAAGGUGUCCUUUUAAAGUCUUCUUUGUUAAUAUUUAUAACGAUAUAUAACUCAAAGUAAAUGGGAACAUCGCACCGAGUUCGCAGGCGCUUGGGAGACUCCUUUGGAAAAUCAGGAGGGUGCGAGCGAAAGGGAACCGGGGCUUACGUGUCGCAUUUACCCUUGUUUUUUUUAAAUGAUCGCACUUGUAAACCAGUCUAGCGUCCAACUGUGGUAAGCCUCCUGCCUUUCAUCUACUCACCAAGAGCCCAUUUGAAACAGGCUUGCAAGUUACAUAUGAGGAAACUGAGGCUCAGAAGGUUGAAUAUGUGAGGCUGAUCAGAAACAUUUGCCACAAGCCUCAAGGACCUGAGUGUGAUCCCUGGAACACCUCCCCCCCCCCC
Psammomys obesus (fat sand rat) is the source of this 4093-nucleotide messenger RNA. RefSeq names its product double C2 domain beta (gene Doc2b). Lineage: Eukaryota; Metazoa; Chordata; Mammalia; Rodentia; Muridae. Gene Ontology annotation, cellular component: membrane. The record is from RefSeq and is a predicted model, not a curated record.